AUGUCGACCGCCUCCACUGAACAUACGGAUACACCGUUUGGCCAACCCGCGUCAGGGUCGAAACGCGGCAGCCAUAGUCGUCAGGCACCGAGCAUGGACGAGCACAUGGAUGGCAAAAAACACCAAAGAAUUGUCUUGGCCGACCCCGUCGCGCUACUAUAUUUGGAAGAGGACCCAUCCACUACAGUUCUGCAUCGUCGCACGCGUCUACAAGGAUACGAGAUCUAUAUUGUCGAGCAAUGGGCGUGCUCGCGCACCCACCCGACUCUAAUCAUUUGCACCUAUACCGGCGACCCUUCGCACAGAAUAACCGUCGGAGUAUUGAGUGUUCCUACAGAUAGGGAUAGUUGGUCGCCCCGCCUUAAAUUAUAUUUUAGUGCCGUGCAACAAUACCACGCGGCAUCCCGAGAGACACCACUAGGAACCUUGAUGGUCACAAAUCUGAGCGCUUUCCCUUCUGCACUCACCGUCAUUGCGAUUCCGGACGGAGAUUUGUACCGGGCAAGCGAGCGCGUUCCUCUUUACGCAGCGGUCAUCGAACUGGUGAAACAAUGCCAGAUUGCGCUCACUAUUUUUGACAAACUUGCCCCAGAGUACGUUGAUGGCCUGCUAUGUGAUGUCACGGAAAAGGCUAUAGGCGACUGGUGGGCAGAUAUCGGCACCGACCUCUAUAAUAUAGAGCCUAGCGACGGGAUCCUUGGAGCUACAACAGUUGCGGCAAUCCUUGGCGCGUUGAUGGGAGCACGGCAUCGACUGAAUGCUGUCGGAGCCCCGGUUCCCAAAGAUGUCUUUGAUGUGUCGGGUUUGAAACGCGGAAUCAGCCACUUUCAAAAGUCACAGAAACUGGAACGUACGCGGCGAUUAGAUCGCAACACUCUUGACCGACUUCACCGGGCAAGUCAAAAGUCAACAAAUUCUGAACGCUGGACAGGUGCUGUGAAGUCAACUGUCGCUGAACUUAGCGGCAAAGGAGGCGAGAUGGUCAUGGGCAUGGUGGGACGCGAUAGGGGUACUAUUUCCGAUAUCGAGACACUAGAUCUGGAACGUUUUGCGCAGUUGGCCACUGGCGAGAGGGCUCGAUGGUUAUGGCAGGGCAAGCCUUAUAAGAGCGGAUUUAGUUACGACCUCGAGACCGCUUCCAGGACAGACGAUCUUGUUUUUACCAAGGAUGACCAUGGCGGCUAUGUGUGGAAACGACACAACGACUCUGACUUGGCCGUCGACCGAGUCACCCAGGAUCAAGACAGCGAUAGAAGGGUCCACGAUUCUACCUUGGGAAUAGAAGACAAAGACCAGAACUUGGGACGAAUUGUUUCACGAAGUCUCACAGAGAAAGUAUCAGAUGCUCGUGCCGGUUUUGGAAGGUUUAAAGAUGCUGUUGGCCUCCCAGGGCUUCGCUCUCAUCACCAACAAGGACACAAUCGUUACAAACCCAGUAAAGAAGAAAACAGCAUUGACGCGGACGCGUACAACAGCGGCGGGGAGAGCGAACCUGACCAAGGUGUUGCAAGACUUAGCCUAGAAGCCAGGCCUAUGGCUUCGGGUAGUGUUGAUUCUUCCCUCGACAAUCCCGACCUGCCUAUGUACAAGAUCGAAACGUCGUCGCCAGCAUCACAGUCGCAAAAGUUAACACCAGAUCCCCCCGAAAUACACAUUCAAACAGAAUCUCUUCCAGAGGAGGCACUGGAACCACCUGGUCGACCUCAGAAUGGGCGCCCAGAAACAGUCCACGAAGAGAGCGAGAACGACCUAGAACUAGCAAAAACACGGUCAACAGACGCUGGUAGCAACAACGAUAUCCCCGAUGGCCUGGCAUUUAAAAGUCUUCGCCGGUCGCAGAGUUUCCCUGACGAGAUACUUGGCGCCCCUAUAUCAUCACGCGGGAGUCGAUGGCCUCGUCAUUUGUCCUUUAGCACGGUGGAAGAAGUUGUCCUUGUCUGGGAGGGUUUCAAAAUUAUGAAAUCUGCUUCUGACGAUAAGACGACCUCGAAUCUGGAGCAAGCCCUCCUUCGAGAAAAUGUCUUACUGUCAGAUGCACAGAUUUUUAAUUCCCGAGUUUUGGAACUGACUUCGAAAACGGUACCGUGGGUAGAAGAGCAAGUUGCUUCGGUUGAGCGCAUGCACCAAACCGGUACUACUUUACAGGGCGAGCUAAGCUAUCUUUAUCCAGAACAUCUCGAAGAAGCUCGAGUACUGCGCGAACGCAUCAACCAGCUACUCGACGACGAAAGCUCGCGCAUGACCGAGGAAGUCAAAAAGGUCGAGCUGCUAGGCGCCAAACUCGACUACGAGCUGAAUGUUCUCGAGUCCAAAGUCGAAGAUGUCGAAGACGGCCUGCAAGACUUUGAGCGCAAUGUUUCCGAGAUCGAGGGGCGCAUCAAGGACUUGGUCAAGGGGGAGCGAAUGAAUGACACGUCCUGGUCUUCCUGGUUUGGCAGGAAGUUUGGUCAUAUGUAUAUCUAG
This is a messenger RNA of Talaromyces rugulosus, 2463 nucleotides long. RefSeq lists its product as uncharacterized. NCBI's taxonomy places the organism in Eukaryota, Fungi, Ascomycota, Eurotiomycetes, Eurotiales, Trichocomaceae. Gene Ontology annotation, cellular component: Sin3-type complex. The transcript has 2 exons. The record is from RefSeq and is a predicted model, not a curated record. The coding region runs from base 1 to 2463 and encodes 820 amino acids.